AACACUUUGUGAAUCCCUAGUAAAAACAUCAGUGAUUUUGACCGAUUGGGAUAUCAAUGUACCUUCAGUUUUGUUCACAUACAGAACUGCAAAACAAGCAACCACCAAAAUAGAACCUUUCUAUCUU
Molecule: messenger RNA, 127 nt
Organism: Diversispora eburnea
Lineage: Eukaryota; Fungi; Glomeromycota; Glomeromycetes; Diversisporales; Diversisporaceae
Source: the annotation of a GenBank genome assembly